This is a messenger RNA of Salvelinus namaycush (lake trout), 2186 nucleotides long. Its product is annotated as potassium channel subfamily K member 5-like. The record is from RefSeq and is a predicted model, not a curated record. Bases 122 to 1489 code for a protein of 455 amino acids. Gene Ontology annotation, biological process: stabilization of membrane potential; potassium ion transmembrane transport. The transcript has 5 exons. Gene Ontology annotation, cellular component: membrane. Lineage: Eukaryota; Metazoa; Chordata; Actinopteri; Salmoniformes; Salmonidae. Gene Ontology annotation, molecular function: potassium ion leak channel activity.
GUAAUUACCCAGCACAGGAACCAGGAAGAGAAGUUUGAAUGCAACACGCGUCCUAUUUUUUGUUUUGGGCAACAAUUUUGAUGCGAGUUUCAUAAUGAGGAUUGUUUUUAAGUGAUCGGCAAUGUCUGAUAAGGGUCCUGUAUUAACGUCAGGUAUCAUUUUUUACCUAUCGAUCGGGGCAGCAAUAUUUCAAAUACUUGAAGAACCCAAUUGGAAACUGGCCAAAUCCGAAUAUUCCCGUCAAAAGGAAAACAUUCUUAAAACAUAUCCGUGCUUGACUAAAGAAGAUCUGAACUAUAUUUUGGGGGUGGUGUCAGACGCUGCUGGACAAGGUGUGACCAUCGCUGGAGAGAAUACCUACAACAACUGGGACUGGACCAAUUCGGUUGUCUUUGCUGCCACUAUUGUCACUACCAUAGGUUAUGGUAAUGUUGCCCCAAAGACGGCUGGCGGCCGUAUAUUCUGCAUCCUGUAUGGCCUGUGUGGGAUCCCUCUCUGCCUCACCUGGAUUAGUGAGCUGGGCUCGUUCUUCGGAGACAGAGCCAAGCGCCUGGGACAGGUCCUGGUACUCAAAGGCCUUAGUGUGAAAAAGGUCCAGUUGAUCUGCACGGCCAUCUUCCUCCUGUGGGGUCUGCUGGUACACCUGGUGAUUCCCCCGUUUGUGUUCAUGUCCCUGGAGGGAUGGUCGUACCUGGAGGGCUUCUACUUCUCCUUCAUCACCCUCACCACUGUCGGCUUCGGGGACUACGUCGCCGGUAUCAAUCCGAACAUAGACUACCCAAGGCUGUACCGGGUGUUUGCAGAGGUGUGGAUCUACAUGGGUCUGGCCUGGCUGUCUCUGUUCUUCAGCUGGAACGUCCACAUGGUUGUGUCGGCCCACAAGGUCCUGAAGAAGAGAAGGCAGAGACACAGGAUGGACCACCCGGACCAUCGAUGGCAGCCCGAGAAGGACGACAUCCGCAGCCCUCGCCGCCUCCCCACCGCCGUCGACAUCUUCAACUUCCUGUCUGAGAAGCAUGAGGACUACAGCACGGCCAUCAGGCAGAUUGGCGCUGCCACGAAGCCGAAGACGGAAUUCAAGGAGUUGAGUCGUUCAAAGAGCUGUAGUGACAUCCUGGGGACGAAUAUCCAAACCCUGGAGCAUUCCCCACGCCGCCUGAGGCGCCACCUCAGCAUCAGUCACAAUAUGUUACUAAGCAGCUUUGGGAUGGGAGAGGAGGGGCAGAGGCUUAUCGAGGAUGACCCUGUUUUUAUGGGAGACCCUGUCUUUAUGAAAGACCCUGUGUUUGAGGAGAACUGUCUGGAUAGGGACACUAGAGCGAAGGCUGUUAAUGUGUCCAACUCAAAAGAGAACCUCAACCCCGCCGAUCUAGGUCCUAACGUCAACAAAGAGGAGAAUGUUCAGAAUCAAGAUGGUGGAGAGAAUAGGUUUACUGUAUCAAAGGUAGUGGAGGGGGAUUCGGGAGAGGAGAAUGAUGAGAAAGGCUGAAGCCUUGGAUCCAUCCUCUUCAUGGAGAACUGAAUGAUGUAAUCAAAAGGGGACCAUCGCGCUUUCAUAGAAGUUUGGUUGGUGCGUAAAACCCGUGAAUUCAGAUAAAUAAAAAGGUGUGAUGGGUCUGCGGAUCAUCACAACUUUUUAUUUAUUGUACCCAUCACAACUUUUAAUUUAUCACCCCCAUCACACCUUUUCAUGUAUCACCCCAUCACCUUUUUAUUUAUCGUACCCAUCACACCUUUUUAUUUAUCACAGCUUUUCAUGUAUCACACUGAUCACACCUGUUUAUCCAUCUGAACUGAAUGAUGUAGAAGCAUCAUAACAAGGUCCUGGGACAGCCAGAGACAAUGGCAGAGUUAGGAUUGGUCAUAUUCCCCUGUGGUGAGGAGUGGGUCCAAAUGUUCAACGGUUUUCCUUAACAUAGUGAUCAGUGAAAUGUAUGACCCAGGAUUAUCAAGGCCUAAGAUCAUGAAUACACAGUCUAGACAGCUUCCUGUCUUCUCUGUCAUGUUUAUCUCGAUGUUAAACACACAUUUUGGUCUGUGGGGAAAGUAAAGAAAGGAAAAUAUAGCAAACAAUGGACUCAGAGUUGCCAGUGUGAUUUACCUGACUCUAAAAUGAGAAAACUGAAAGCAACGUAGUUUGUCUAUUGUUACAAACUGCCUUCAGAAAUAAAGUUUACAUGAGUUUC